AUGGUGCAGAAAUCAUUAAUCUAUGCAUUUGUAUCUCGUGGGGAAGUUAUAUUAGCAGAGUACACUGAAUUCAGUGGGAAUUUCAAUUCCAUAGCUUUCCAAUGCCUCCAAAAGCUUCCUUCUUCCGACAACAAGUUCACUUACAACUGUGAUGGUCACACCUUCAAUUACCUUGUCGACAAUGGCUACACAUAUUGUGUUGUUGCAGAUGAGUCAGCCGGAAGGCAAGUACCUAUUGCUUUUUUGGAGCGUAUCAAGGAUGAUUUUGUGUCAAAAUAUGGUAGUGGAAAGGCUGCUACAGCUCCUGCCAACAGCUUGAACAAGGAAUUUGGGCCAAAACUAAAAGAACAUAUGCAGUACUGUAUUGAGCAUCCUGAAGAAAUAAGCAAGCUUGCUAAGGUUAAAGCUCAGGUUUCAGAAGUCAAAGGUGUUAUGAUGGAGAACAUUGAAAAGGUGUUAGAUAGAGGGGAAAAGAUAGAGCUACUAGUGGAUAAGACUGAGAAUCUUCAUCAACAGGCUCAAGACUUCCGAAAUACUGGGACGAAAAUCAGAAGAAAAAUGUGGCUACAAAACAUGAAGAUCAAGCUGAUUGUUCUAGGAAUACUGAUUGCCUUGAUCCUCAUCAUUGUUCUCUCUGUUUGCCAUGGUUUCAACUGUGGAAAAUGAGUGCUGUUCUUGAACAGGAUUUGUUUUCACCAGAGCUUUUGUGAUAAUAUUGUGAGGAAAAGAUCAAAAUAUAUAUAAUGACUUCUAUGUCAGAAAAGAUUAGCAAUCACCAGAUGUUUGGUGCAAGUUUUUUUUGAAUGUGAACAAACCCUAUAAGUUUUUAUUGCAUUACAUGAAUGUGCUUUUUGCAACGAUCAUAUUGGUUGUUAACCAUCAAGCUGCACAGUCAGUUUGCAAAGUUUUGUUCUGGACGGGAACUUGUUUGAUGUUCUAUUUUUAGCUCAAACUUGCGAGCCAUUGAUUGUCUGUUUGAAGUUUCCAAAACAUACGUGAGAAUGCUUCUUUAGUCCAAUAAACCCAUUCGUUCUUAGCUCAAAGUUUUGCACCAAUCAACAGGAAUGGUAAUUGCUUUGGGAGAAAUACUAUUCAGAUCUGACAUUUGACUUGAAAAUGGAGACACAGUUCUAUACUCAAACGAGGAAAGAAGGUUGCAUGUUGAAUCAUGAAAAAACGGUUGUUAGUUCCAAAACUUGAUUGACGAACAGAGAUUAAGUAAUAAAAUAUUCUUAAAGCUGCUUGCCAAAUGGUGGCCCAGUGGAGAUCACAGGUUUUUAAUCAUUUACAAUCUACUCAAGGAGUUCCUGGGUUCAACUCUAAGGGCCAGCCAAAUAGAUUGCCCGAAUAAAACCACUUGGCCACUUCCCAUCGAAGAGCCUAUACUUCUGGCAAUCCCAAAUGCUCAAAAUCCAAACCAUUUUCCAGUUUCGAUCUCUCUCGCAACAAAGAAAAUCUAAAGAAACUAUCGCUUUCUUCUCUUAUACACGAGUCUGAUUCUCUGUGGAUUUGACAGGUUCAUAUAAUCAGCUUCUGCCUCUUCAUCUUUGGUUUGACCAAACUCAUUAUGGCUAUUAAAACUAUUCAAAUGCACCCUUUUUCCUCCACCAUUAAUCCUGAACUUCACUCUUGUUCUCUCCUUUGUCAAUUUACCACCAUUACUACCAUUUCUUUUCUCUUCAAAACUAUCACCUUGACACCCCGAAACCGAGCUAGAAUUCUCCCACAAUUCUUCCCCAAUAACUCUUCUAUUGCAUUUCUCAUAACUAUAUACAUCAGGAAGCCCUGGCAACCAUUCUGGGAUAUGAGUACCUUUCUGCAAAUUCCAUGGCAAUGCUUUUACCAAGUCUCUUUCCCUUUCUGUUGCUCUCUCAAUGGGCUUGGUUCAUCCGUGGAGCUGACAAAACCUAACAAAUCUUCCAAAACACUGGACUUCAACAAGCAAUUGUUGUGAUAGAGAGUAGAUGCACCCGUGAAACCGCUCUGGAGGGAAAUGUCGUCGAGGGCAUUGGUAAGGUCUAGGAGGUUGGAUUGGGUACGGCUGGCAGAUUGGAGAAUGAUACAGCCGGCUUGGCCAGGGUUUCCAUGUACUUAGUAGCUACCAGGGUCAGGGUUUCCAGGGCAAGAACCUGGCUAAGACUAAAACCAACUGAUUUGCAGAUCUGAGAAGCUACUACUUUGGUUAUAUUGAACAAGAAAUCCCCUGGAUUUGUUGUUUCUUGGUGGGUAUUUGAUUUUCUUUUAGAUUUUCGUUUUUUCAUUGUGGUGA
This is a messenger RNA of Durio zibethinus, 2269 nucleotides long. RefSeq names its product vesicle-associated membrane protein 721-like. Lineage: Eukaryota; Viridiplantae; Streptophyta; Magnoliopsida; Malvales; Malvaceae. Gene Ontology annotation, biological process: vesicle-mediated transport. Gene Ontology annotation, cellular component: membrane. The record is from RefSeq and is a predicted model, not a curated record.